AUGUCUAAACAGGAACCUGAAGAGGGCAAGGUCACCUUCAAAAUAGUACUCGCAUCAGACUCUAGGCAGCCGUUCAAGGUACUUUCUGUCCCAGAAUCUACUCCCUUUUCUGCUGUUAUUAAGUUUUCGGCCCAAGAAUUCAAGGUGAAUCCUGAAACCUGUGCUUGUAUCACGGCAGAUGGCAUUGGUGUUAAUCCAUCACAGACUGCCACUGCUGUUUUUCUUAAGUAUGGAAGCAAUCUUAGGUUGAUUCCUAGGGACCGUGUUGGUUAG
Messenger RNA from Babesia microti strain RI, 273 nucleotides. RefSeq names its product Ubiquitin fold modifier 1 protein. The transcript is spliced from 5 exons. The record is from RefSeq and is a predicted model, not a curated record. Lineage: Eukaryota; Apicomplexa; Aconoidasida; Piroplasmida; Babesiidae. Bases 1 to 273 code for a protein of 90 amino acids. Gene Ontology annotation, biological process: protein K69-linked ufmylation. Gene Ontology annotation, cellular component: cytoplasm; nucleus.